CCUAACUUAUAUAAUAAAUUAAUUGAAUAUUUAGAAUAAUAAGCUGUCAAAUACAUUCGUUUCAUCACAAAACUUUAACUUUAGUCUUUUUGCAAUAAUUCAUAACCUAAAUUUUAUGUGUAAAAAUAAAGGCUAAUAAGAAAAAUAAGAAAAUUUAAUAAUGUUUGCUUUUGCGAAAUCACCAUUAAUUUCAAGAACAACAAUAAACGCUUCAAAGCUCUCCACAAACUCAGGUAAAAACAUAGUGAAAAAUGUUUUGCGGAAUCCAACAAAAGAGGAAUUACAAUGGCGAACUCCUUGGCAUAAGAAAUCUAAUGAAUUUUACAGUAAAUUUAAAUUAUUUGCACCAGAGAAAUCCGAUAAUGCAAAAAUAUUACAGUUUUUACAAUCAGAUUUUGAUUUUCGACCGUCUGCAAUUCGAAAUUGGUUUCGUAAAAAACGUCAAGAAAUGGAAGAAGAUUUACAAAAAUUAAAUGUACAACGAUUAGAAGUACUGGGGAGUGAAUUGGCAGCUGCUCAUUUCAUUGUACAUCGAGGAGGUUCAGUUAAAUUUUAUGACGAUGAUACCAUUUAUAAACGAGAUGAAAAUGGUGACUACGAUUUACCGUCUCAGUACAAUCCUCAUUAUGUUGUUGAAGAAAUUAACUGCAAAAAUGUACCAAUUAACUAUGAUGGAUUAGAAAAUUUUGGAGGCUUGAGAAAAAUAAAAAAAUUUAGUGUAAAUGGUUGUGAACCAAUAGAUGAUUGGUGUCUCGAUCGAAUAUCGGGACAGUUUCAUGAAUCUUUGGAAGAACUGGAUGUGCGAAAUUGUCCAAACAUUUCAUCGCGUGGAUUAGAAGCUUUAUAUCGAAUAUCGAAUCUUAAGAUUUUAUAUGUUGAUAAAGUAGAUAGUAAAACUUUUGAAAUGGUAUGCUUACUGCUCGAAGAAUUAUUCCCUAAACUAGAAAUUAAAUAUACUUAA
Chrysoperla carnea is the source of this 961-nucleotide messenger RNA. Its product is annotated as distal membrane-arm assembly complex protein 2. The record is from RefSeq and is a predicted model, not a curated record. Bases 161 to 961 code for a protein of 266 amino acids. The transcript has 3 exons. NCBI's taxonomy places the organism in Eukaryota, Metazoa, Arthropoda, Insecta, Neuroptera, Chrysopidae.